Micromonas commoda is the source of this 1398-nucleotide messenger RNA. RefSeq lists its product with no specific name. The record is from RefSeq and is a predicted model, not a curated record. The coding region runs from base 1 to 1398 and encodes 465 amino acids. Lineage: Eukaryota; Viridiplantae; Chlorophyta; Mamiellophyceae; Mamiellales; Mamiellaceae. The transcript has a single exon.
AUGACGGAUGCGGCGUCCGAGGACCCUCGGCGCGGGGUUUCGACCGCCGGGGUCCAUCCCGCGGCGGAGAUGAUCGCGCGGGAGGAGCGGCGCGAACCUCCCGGAGGAGCGGGCGCGACGAAGGAGCACGGGGAUUCCAACGAAGAUGUACGGACGGCGACGCACUCGGAGGAGGACGAGCGCUCCGACGGUCGCUCGGGAGGAUCCCUCGGCGACGACGAGGACGACGACGUCGACGACAACGGCGACGACGACGGUUCGAACUCCCCGGACUUCGAGUUUCCCGCCGCGAGCGCCGCCGCCGCGGUCGCGCCCGUCGCCGAAGGAAUCCCACCCGCGACGUCAGUGCCAAAUCCAAAUCCAAAUCCCCCAGAAGAGUCGGCACCCUCGGAGUCCGCCCCACGAACCGACCACCCCGGCACCCUGGCACGACUCCAACGCCUCGCCGCGGUCGCGACGGGCGAACUCGCGAACCUGCGCGACGAACUCGCGCACGAGCGCGCGCGUGUGCGCGAGUACGCCGCGAAAUUGACGGAGCUCCGGCGCUCGACUCGAACCAUGGGAGAGACGGCGCAAGCGAAGGCGCUCGCCGCCACGAACGCCAUUAACGCCGCGGUGAACGCCAGGGACGUCGCCGAGGCGGCGUUGAGGACGAUGGGGGCGGAGGUGGAGGCGGCGAAGUUGGCCAACGAGCUCGUGAGGGCAGCCGAAGAACGCGCGAAGAUGGCGGAGGAUCGCGCGAUCGCCGCCGAGUCGAGAGCCGCGACGGCGGAGGCGAGAGCCGUCCGCGCCGAGGCGGACGCGGAGAGGGCCGCGUGCGAGGUGCGAGUCGCGCGACGUGAGGUAAGUUCGAUGCCUAAGCUCGAUACCGACGAGGUUCGUGCUUUGGUCCGAGCAGCGGAGGAAAGAGCCGCAGACGCCGAGGAACGCGCGGCUCGCGCCGAGGCGUCGACGGCGUCGGCUCGUAGCGCGCUUCUCGAGUCGAACGACGCGGUCGCCAGGUUGGAGGCUCGGCUGGCGAAGUGUCGCGCGGACGCGGUCCAGCGUGCGGGGCGGGAGGGUCGUCGCGACUUCAACCGGGGCCCCGGGGCGGACCGAGGCGACGGCUGCGGUCGUUCGCCGGGGGAUGAGAAAACGUUCGCGAGCUCCGGAGUGGACGAGGAAAAGCGCGGUCGGGCCGAGCGACGCGACGCGCUCGUCCGCGCGCUCGACGCGACGCGGGGGCGAUUGCGAGAGUUGCAGCUGAGGGACGCCGGCGGCGACGGCGGCGCUUUGAGCCGUUUCAAAAUGAGCCGUUUCCGCGACGUCUCAACGCCGACGCCGACGAAAAAAAAGGCGCCGGAUCCGACGGACCGGUUCCGGCCUUCGCCGCAAAAGGUGCGCCCGGGGACUGACUGA